Callorhinus ursinus (northern fur seal) is the source of this 987-nucleotide messenger RNA. RefSeq names its product ST6 N-acetylgalactosaminide alpha-2,6-sialyltransferase 5 (gene ST6GALNAC5). NCBI's taxonomy places the organism in Eukaryota, Metazoa, Chordata, Mammalia, Carnivora, Otariidae. The record is from RefSeq and is a predicted model, not a curated record. Gene Ontology annotation, biological process: oligosaccharide metabolic process; ganglioside biosynthetic process. Gene Ontology annotation, molecular function: alpha-N-acetylgalactosaminide alpha-2,6-sialyltransferase activity.
AUGAAGACCCUGAUGCGCCAUGGUCUGGCUGUGUGUUUGGCGCUCACCACCAUGUGCACCAGCUUGUUGCUCGUGUACAGCAGCCUCGGCGGCCAGAAGGAGCGGCCCCCGCAGCAGCAGCAGGCAGCGGCGACCGGCAGCGCGCAGCCGUCGGCGGAGAGCAGCCCCCCCCCGAGGCCCCGGGCCCCCGCGGGACCGCAGCCGCUGGACGGAUACCUCGGCGUGAGGGACCACAAGCCCCUAAAAAUGCACUGCAGGGACUGUGCCCUGGUGACCAGCUCCGGGCACCUGCUGCGUAGCCGGCAAGGCCCCCAGAUCGACCAGACCGAGUGCGUCAUCCGCAUGAAUGACGCCCCGACGCGCGGCUACGGGCGCGACGUGGGCAAUCGCACCAGCCUGAGGGUCAUUGCGCAUUCCAGCAUCCAGAGGAUCCUCCGCAACCGCCACGACCUGCUCAACGUGAGCCAGGGCACCGUGUUCAUCUUCUGGGGCCCCAGCAGCUACAUGCGCAGGGACGGCAAGGGCCAGGUCUACAACAACCUGCAACUCCUGAGCCAGGUGCUGCCACGGCUGAAAGCCUUCAUGACCACGCGCCACAAGAUGCUGCAGUUUGAUGAGCUCUUCAAGCAGGAGACUGGCAAAGACAGGAAGAUCUCUAACACUUGGCUCAGCACUGGCUGGUUCACAAUGACAAUUGCACUGGAGCUCUGUGACAGGAUCAAUGUUUAUGGCAUGGUGCCCCCAGACUUCUGCAGGGAUCCCAAUCACCCUUCAGUACCUUAUCACUAUUAUGAACCGUUUGGACCUGAUGAAUGUACAAUGUACCUCUCGCAUGAGCGAGGACGGAAGGGCAGUCAUCAUCGCUUCAUCACGGAGAAACGUGUCUUUAAGAACUGGGCACGGACAUUCAACAUUCACUUUUUUCAACCAGACUGGAAACCAGAAUCACUCGCUCUAAAGUCUCCGGAGAAUAAACCUGUGUUCUGA